Molecule: messenger RNA, 5335 nt
Organism: Gadus chalcogrammus (walleye pollock)
Lineage: Eukaryota; Metazoa; Chordata; Actinopteri; Gadiformes; Gadidae
Gene: sfmbt2
Product: Scm like with four mbt domains 2
Exons: 21
Coding region: 2414-5188 (924 amino acids)
Biological process (GO): regulation of DNA-templated transcription
Cellular component (GO): nucleus
Molecular function (GO): transcription corepressor activity; histone binding
Source: RefSeq, a predicted model, not a curated record
UUCUUUGUGUAUUUGAAGUGGAUUUCGAUUGCGGACAUGCGUUUCCCGAACGAAACGAGCACCGAGAGAGUUUUUUUCCUGCUUGGCAAAAAAAAAGCUUCAAGUGCUCCGAGGCGGUUUGUGUAGAAACAGAAAUACUAGAGCGUUCACGAGCCAAGUUGUUAAAAGUGAAUGUGUGCGUGUGUGUUUGUGUGUGUGUGUGUGUGUGUCUCGCCUAAUUAUAGCUUUCACUUUUUGAUGAACACGUCGACUCGUGGCACUUUCGAUAUCAUUUUUUUGCUGCAUAGUUCCUGCUCGUUGUGAAUAUUUGUUGUUUUCAAUCAUUUUAUUAAAACGCAGUUUAAUAGGCCCUUUGCAUAUAACACAACCAAAAACCCGCCUCAAAGACAGAUUUUUAUCUCACUCCAAGUGUUUCUUUGGGUCCAAAUGAAUGGUGGAUGUUUCAACCAAAAAUAUUUUUAUAUUGCAUAAUUCACUUAUUGCGGUCAUUCGCCUUGUUGAGUCACCGCCUUUUCCGCGCAAAGGUGCGUGAAAGUCAUCCGAAAAAAUACCGGACGUUGCCUAAAUGUCAAACCACUUUCAACAUGGCGGGUUAUGUGUGUCAAAAACUGCGCAUACAAAUCUCUGAACAAGGAAAAAAUAAAACGACGGCACAUUGCAGAGCGGGCGAUGUCUCUUUUGAUGCGCACACACGAGCUUUAAUGAAUUAAAUUUAAAGUGUGCGUUUGGCGACUCCGGGGGAGUUUUUUUCCGUUGCAGUUUUGAGUGUGCAAAGUACAUGAGCUGGAGUGGGAAACACACAUGACCUGCAGCCCGGGCGCACCGUGCACCCGUGUGGCUUCGCGUGCACGUUUACGUUUCCUCUUUUACUUUUAUUAUGCAUUUUCCGAAUAUAAAUAUAUAGAUAGAUAUAUAUCGGGUUCUGUAUAAGGCGUGGAUAGCCUGUAAGGCGGUUGUGUUUGGCAGUUGAAGUGAACUGGGAACGGGGGGAUUUCACCCCAUGUGGUGAAACCCCCAUUUAGAUAUCGGCCUAAUUUGUGUGAUGGAUUGUUCUUCAUUUCGAUCAGUUUCGCAUUCUGUGUGCAUUGUUUCAGUGGUGGUGACUAUUUAACGAUUAAAUUGAUAAUUGGGUUAUUCCACCUAUCCCUUUUUUUAUUUUUUUUAUUUCCACGGGCGAUUUGCAAAUCCUCCGCUCAGCUCUCUUAUUCUACAUGAGCUCUGCGUUUUUUUUGGCGGAAUCCGCCUCCGAGUCCGGAUUAAAAUCGUCAGCAGAACGAAACAACGAGGUCCAUGCGAUGGAUCCGAACAAUACAUUCCUACAUUUGUCUAAUCAAUAGACUCCACCUUGCCUUUUUAGAUUAAGCCGACUGCUCAAAACAUGGUAGGUCUAUGCAUAUUGUCCCAUAACAGGAGAUGUGUGAAGCGCAUUCGGGAAUGUGUCACAACACAACACCCAACCGUGUUUUCCAAUUCCUAAAAGACUCAAUUCAUUGGGUCUGCUCCACAAUAUUGAGGAUUUCAGGCUGCUCAACAGCUCCUCAAACCACACUCUCAUCACGGGGUUGGUUUUUUGAUAACGCAUUGUAUGCAAAUCGGUCCGGUCGGUAUUUCUUUUUUAAAGACUUCAGGAUAUUGUAGGCCUAAAGGCGCGGAGAGAUAGCCGUGAACGGGGAUGAUUGAGACCACUGAACGCCCCCCCACCAUGUAAUGGCUCUUCAGUACUCCCAGAUUAAGAUCUAUUGAACGAGCACAUUUGCAACGUGAACAAGCUCACCCUUGAGUUCACACGUCACAUGGGCAACCUCAGUCGCAGACGAAUAAAUAACUCCCAAGUCAGUCGUUUUAUGAAGUGGAAAACAAAUGCUUUCAGGAAAACAUGGCAACAUCUCCAUGCUGCGGUGCCCCAAAUAAGCGUUCAGCACUUUAGCCAAACAGGUUUAGCAUAGUGCUGAACCGUUCACCGUUUUUCUCCUCUGCUUGUUCAUUAAUGAACAGCGAGUUCUGUCUUGUGCGCACGUUUGUUAUUUUGCAGCAUUGGGGCUGACCUUCCGGAACCACAUUUCUGUCCUUUGUUUUUUAGUUUUUCUAUCAUUGAAGGACAUUUUGAAAACCAUGUACAGCGAGUCCAUCUUGAAAUCACGGUUGUUUAAAAAAAAAAGUAUUGUCUCCCGUUUCCUAAAUAAGAGGAAAUUCUAAAUUCGAGUCCAGCAUGUCCGCGUCCCCCCAACAGAUGACGGACAGCAUGUCGGACUAACGAGCGGCAAAACGCGGGCAGGAGCGGAGGCAUGUGUGCUUUGUUGCCUAGUGUGGAUGUAGUGCUGCGAUGCAGUGAAGUCAAACAACAGGCUGACAAACAAACAAAAACAACUACAAGGUCAAAGUUAAAAGUUCACCGAGCAACGGAGGGCGCAGGAUGCAGAACCGAAGCCACGACCGUUCAUUGGCUCGGGCCGCCGGAAGGUUCCACCCUUCCACCAAUGGAAAAGAAGAAGAGAUACCCACGGACGGCGGAUCGGCGGAGGAGGAGGCAGAGUUCAACUGGGAGGAGUACAUGGAGGAGUCGGGCACCAGUGCCGCCCCACACACGGCCUUCAAACACGUGGAGACCAGCCUGCGGAGCAGUUUCCAGCCGGGCAUGAAGCUGGAGGUGGCCAACCGGGCCGGAGCCGACACCUACUGGGUGGCCACCAUCGUCACCACCUGCGGCCAGCUGCUGCUGCUGCGCUACUGCGGCUACGGCGCCGACCGCAAGGCCGACUUCUGGUGCGACGUCAUGACCGCAGAGCUGCACCCCGUGGGCUGGUGCACGGCCAACGGCAAGACCCUCGCGCCCCCACAAGAUAACCUUUACCUCAGAAAAGCCAUUAAGGAGAAGUUCAGCGACUGGACGGACUUCCUGGUUCAGGAGCUAACAGGCUCGCGGACGGCGCCGGCUAACCUACUGGAAGGGCCUAUGAGGGGUAAGAACACGGUGGACCUGGUGGUAGAGGCCUCUCUGAUGGAGGUCCGUGACCCCACCAGCCCCGCCCUCUAUUGGCCGGCGCGGGUGGUCCGCAACGUUGGCGGGCGCCUGCGGCUGCGCUACGUGGGCCUGGGGGGGGGAGGGGGAGACGAGGACCCGCAGGGGCGGGACUUCUGGCUGUUUUACCUGGACACCAGGCUCCGCCCACUUGGCUGGGCCAGCGAGAACUCUCUCUCUCUGGAACCGCCCACAGAGCUCAGGUCUCUGAAGAGCGCCCCCGAGUGGCAGGAGGCCCUGGAAGCAGCACAGCAGGAGGCCCAGGCGAAGCCUCUGCCCCUGGAGGUGUUCAAGGACCACACGGACCCCCCCAGGCACUCCUUCAGCACAGGAAUGAAGCUCGAGAUGGUGUCGCCGUGGAAACCGCUGUGCAUCUGCCCCGUCUCCGUCACCAAGGUCUACGACGAGUUCUACUUCCAGGUCACAGCGGACGACCUCUCGCCCGAGGCCACGCCCACGUCGCUGGUGUGCUCCGCCCUCACGCCGGGCAUCCUGCCCGUGCAGUGGAGCCUGAAGCAGGGGGUGGGCAUGGAGCGGCCCGGGGGCUACGCCGGCCAGGACUUCGACUGGGCCGACUACCUGAAGCACUCCGGGACGGAGGCGGCCCCCGACACCUGCUUCCCCGACGAGUGGAAGAACCGGGACUUCUCCAAGGACACCUGGCUGGAGGCCGUGAACCCUCUGGUGCCCUCCGAGGUCUGCGUGGCCAAGGUCACUCAGGUCAAAGGUCGUCUGAUGUGGCUGCUACUAGAAGGUGUGUCCAAGGGGCUGUCAGAAUGCAUUGCGGAUGUGGAGUCUAUGGACAUCUUCCCUGUGGGCUGGUGUGAAGCUAACGGCUACACGCUAACUACACCUCACAAGCCCGUCUGCCAGAACCAGAAGAAGAUAGCAGUGGUACAGCCAGAAAAACAGUUGGCUCCGCCCCCACCCAUCGAGACCGCCCCCACCAACACCUGCCCGCCGCUCAGCGUUGAUCCAGGCUCGGCCAACGGUCGCUACUGCUGCUCAAAGAUCUUCAUCAACCACAGGUGCUUCUCGGGGCCCUACCUGAACAAGGGCCGCAUCGCCGAGCUGCCCCAGGCCGUGGGGCCCGGCAAGUGCUCACUGGUCCUCAAGGAGGUUCUCACAAUGCUGACCAACGCGGCCUACAAGCCAGGGCGCGUCCUGAAGGAGCUGCAGGAGGUGGAGGACCAGAGCUGGGAGUGUCACGAGGAGAUCCUCAAAGCCAAGUACAAAGGGAAGCCCUACCGCGCCACCAUGCCCAUUGUGCGUCUGGCCGAGCAGAUCCCCGACUUCUGCCGCCGGGUGUGUCUGCGUCUGCAGUGCUGCCCCAACCUCUUCAGCCCCACGCUGGUGACCGACAAGUGCCCCGAGAACUGCUCCAUGCAGACCAAGACCAAAUACACAUACUACUACGGGAAGAAGAGGAAGCUCCCCAAGCCCGUGGGCGGGGAGGAGCUGUCGGAGGCGGACCCCAGCAAGCCGGCCCGCCGCAGGAAGAAGAGGAAGGCCAUCUUCGUCCAGAGGAAACGCCGCUCCUCAGCCGUCGACUACACGCCCGCGAGCUCGCUGCAGGAUAGCGAUGAAGAGGAGGACGAUGACGAAGAGGACAUGGACUUCCAGUCGGGGAGCGAGGAGAGCGCGGGGUCCCGGCAGCGGGGGGCGCCCGCCGCGGCCCCGCCCCUCAGCACCCGGCCGCGUCGGGCCGCCAGCCUGCGCCGGGGGUCCCUCGGCGGCGGGGGGCUGGGGGCCAGCGGGGGAUCCACCGAGGGGCCCGAGGGCCGCAGGCGGUCGGCCCGCUCCCUGGCCGCCUACGGUCAGAACAACAAAAACAAUAACAACAACAACGAGGACGAGAACUACACGCCCCCCGGGAAUCAGGAGACCAAGAUGGAGGGUGUGGAGGAGCAGGAGGAGGACGGUCAGCUGGUGCUGGAGAGGAACCCUCUGGAGUGGAGCGUGGACGAGGUGGUCCAGUUCAUCACCUCCACGGACUGCGCCUCGCUGGCCAACAUAUUUCAAGAACAGGACAUCGACGGCCAGGCACUGCUGCUGCUGACGCUGCCCACGGUGCAGGAGUGCAUGGACCUGAAGCUGGGCCCCGCCAUCAAGCUGUGCCACCAGAUCGAGCGCGUCAAGGUGGCCUUUUACCGCCAGUAUGCCAACUGACCACCCUCCGAUCCCCUCCUCGGCCCCCCCCCGCCCAACCCCCCACUGAAACUAUUUGAACCCGCCACUGCAAGCAAACCCGCCUGACUUGUUUCUGUUUUCUCCUCGGUGGAAAUGUUUUUUCUGUGAAGAAAGGGUUUUUAUGGA